Molecule: messenger RNA, 4157 nt
Organism: Dendroctonus ponderosae (mountain pine beetle)
Lineage: Eukaryota; Metazoa; Arthropoda; Insecta; Coleoptera; Curculionidae
Exons: 8
Coding region: 324-2126 (600 amino acids)
Biological process (GO): regulation of transcription by RNA polymerase II
Molecular function (GO): DNA-binding transcription factor activity, RNA polymerase II-specific; RNA polymerase II cis-regulatory region sequence-specific DNA binding
Source: RefSeq, a predicted model, not a curated record
AGUCGAGUGAAUGGUCGAUACGACCCAUGGGACAAAAGCGCACCUGUCCAUCGUAGUCGUUCUACUAUUAUUGCGUAUUUUUCGAGAAUUAGUUCGUCAAAAAAUAGACUUGUUGUUAAGUGGGGAAAACACAGGAAAAACGUGGAGGCAAACAACCAUUUCACGUUAUCGGUAUAAAUCUACCAUGACCACAACAAAGCUACGAAUCAACAUCACGAAAACGCUCAGAUUGAAGAUAUUGUGAUUAAUCAACAUGCACAUCACAUCGUCCUACGAUACUGACAGACAAUUCAUAUUGCUAGGCAACAGCCAGAUGCCCUAAUAUGUCCCCAACCUGUCAGUCUGACGAAUGCGUAAAUUGUCAUACAGGUGUUUGCAACAAUAAUAAUUAUCACACGAUGGACUUCAAGGCUUCUAUGGAAACAGAGGAAGCCACUAGACAAUUGGAGGAUCUUAACAAAGAGUUCUUUGUCGAAGACUUUCCGCUUAAACAACCGGAUUUUUUGCCCGAUGUUCAAAGUUGCAUCGAAAUUGAGUCCAGCAACAUGAUUGGCAUCAAAAAUGGCACUUUUAGUAUCGACGCUCAUGAUUUGUCUGAAGAAUUAUGUAUUAGCACCCAAUGUGUAGAACAAAAUCAGGAAGCAUCUUUCAUCGACCUAAACCAAAACCAACCAUACGAAACAAUUCAGUAUCAGAUAUAUGAAGAGAAUAGUUGUCAGCCAAUAUCGACUGAAAAUUUCAUUAUUGAACAAGAAAGCUUUCAAGGUGGUUUGGAAAUUUGCCUCGCCGACCGAAACUCCAGCUUGGACCUGAACUCAAUCAAUCAAUCCACCUCCAACAUCAGUAUUAUUGAUAUAAAGGAUCUCAAAAACAUCUGCUCAGCUGACCCUCUUAACUCUUCACAACUGCAAGGGGCGGAUCUAUUGAAAAACAAUUUCAUUGUGAACGCGGAACCAGACAGCUCAAAUAAUUGCUCAACGUAUGAACCGCUCAUAAAAAGUGAAACGUCUCAACUGUCGGUCAACGAAGAAUUCUCAAAUUCGGUUUCCAGCAAUCGAGAUGUUUCGGAGAACUUUGGUGGCUUUCAAGGAACGAGCACAUUGCUUAGCCCGAAGAGUGAAAGCGAUGUGGAGCAAAAUGAAACCGAUUUAAAGAGCUUAAACUGGCUCCAAAAUUAUACAAACAUCAUGGCAGUUCCCAACUUGCCAACACCACCAGUAUCACCAAAGCCAAGAACUAGCAAAUCUCGAGCAAUCCAAUCCACCGAGGUAGACUCGAAAAACGGCCUUCCGCGUCCUGCCGAUUUAACGAUAGAUAUAACAUUUUACAAGAAAAAUGGAGACAAAAAACCCCCAUUUUCGUACGCCACUUUAAUCUGUAUGGCCAUGGGAAAGAAUGGAAAUAGAAUGACUUUGAGUGCGAUCUACCAUUGGAUCAGGGAGAACUUUUUAUAUUAUCGGAAAGCGCACCCGAGUUGGCAGAAUUCAAUUCGUCACAACCUCUCACUAAAUAAGUGUUUUGUGAAGCAAGCCCGGUCAAAGGACGAGCCUGGUAAAGGUGGUUUUUGGAAACUUGACCUAGAGCGGCUGGAGGAAUCUAGACGAUCGAAACGAAGAUCGUCGCUCACUGUUAGAACUCCGAAAAAUGGCGUACAUGCUUCAACAAAAGCGGCCAAAGUGCACAAGAAAAUUAAAAGGUAUCGACCGAAUGCGGGCCCCAGCGAAAGAAAACACAACAUUCUGUCCAAUAUUUCAAUCUGCGGAGCGACAGAUAUAGAAAAUGUGGAAGAAGCGGCCAGAGCAAGCAUGAAAACUAAAAAACACUCUCAAAAACCUGCCGUUAAAGUGGAAAACGUUGAUGUGAUCCAUAGCACGCUGCUCAUGGAAGUGGACAUGCAGGACGAUAAAGAACAAGCCAAAGGAAAGCGCCAUAAAAAUUUUACAGACCAGACAAAUCGAAGUACACAAAUAACAACACCUCCAUCCAUGCCUCGAGCUCCUCCUAUUUCCGAAACGAUAGCUCCGCCCAUUGUUGGCGAAGAAGAAUUGACCGGAUUGCUGUUGGCGACGAAUGGAUGGGAUGAGUGUCAAUUGGAAAUGUUGGACUUGAUUUUAGAUUCUCUGUAGUAGAGUCAACAAAGCAGGAAUUUUCAGGUCAGCUUAAGAUCAAAAUCUGUUGGAAAUGCCGUAGUAUUUUGAAAGAAUAUUCUGGAUCUUUCAAGUUUUUUUAUAAGCUAACUAGAAACGGUAUCUUUAGUAACAUUCCAAUGCUUCCACAUUCUUAAUUAUUCUAGAAUUAUUCUUACGCGGACGAUUCCUCAAAAUCGAUCGAAAAAAUGUUUUUUUAAUGAAUAAUCUUGGUACCUAAAUUAUUUUUUCGAUAUUAAAAAGUAUGGUGUCUAUUUUGAUGGUAAAUAACAUAAAUAUUUGCCUAACACAAAGGCAAAUCAUGCAGUAAUGAAGUUUCUUUUAUAUGUUCUUAUUUCAAUGCCGUUUCUGUUACACAUAUAUGGUUGCUUUUCUCUGCGGUCAUUUGCAUCCCCAUUUCAGUUUGCAUAUGAUUUUCAUAUAUCUCGUUAAUUGCUGCUUAAUCAAUUAUAAAAAUUUCCAGAACUUUGAUUAUACAUUAAUUCGGUAUUAGAUUAAGUUAAAAUCAAUGAUACAUGAUGUUUCUCGUAGAUUUAUAAAUAUUCUAGUCAUAGUAUUACUUACUACAAUUUUAAAUAACACCGAGUGUUUUUGUGCCUUCGCUCAACACACAGUGUGGCCAUUCUUAAAAUGUGUGGUUUUGUAGAAAAUGGUUUUUGUAUAGUUAACUCAACCUAGAUGUUAGACCUAGAAUUUUAAAGAUCUAUUAUAUUAUUUAGUUUAUAAUCACUUAAAUUUGAUAUCGUGAUAUCGGUAUCAACUGACACACAAGUUGCUCAAUGUCGGCUCAAACUCUUUUAUACACGCUCAAAUAACGAAACUUUUAAAAAAUUUAGAAGAUUUUUGGCAAUAUAUGUUUGCUCAUAAUAAGCGUUGUGCUCAAAAUUUGCCUUUACAAUAAAAGAAAAUUCGCUUUCCUUCAAACUGUUUAGAUUGUUAAAGUGGCUAUGAGCAGUGAACAAAUCAAAAAUAAAAAUCAGUGUCUUAUGAAGUGCACUUUUACAUUGUUUUAAGCGAUUUUAUGGUCUAAACUCUAGACUCCUGUAUAUCAACUUCCGUCCAAAGUAGUAUUAAGUGCAAGCUAUACAGAGUGUCCCACAGAGAAAUUAGAAAUUAAUUAGGAAAAAUUUGAACAGUUGGCGGAAGUCAACCGUUUUUGAUGUAUUUGAAAUUUUGUGUCAAAAAUGACAGUUGCAGCCACUCGAAUAAUUAUUCAUUUUUCUUUUAAUGCAAUAUGUGUUUCUUAAUUUUAGUCGCAUUUCUUGUUGAAAAUGACUUACUUACUUUAAUCGAAAUUCGAUAACUAUUAAUACAAAGUGUUAAAAAAAUAAGUUUCAAAAUGACGUUGAUACAACCGCCCAAAGUGAAUUUUUUCACUUUUUUGAUAAUUUUAUCUUAGUUUUUGUAUAGUUUGCUAUUUCAAAAGUGGUUAGUUUUUGAAAUAUUGUCAAUUCAAUGUCUUCAUAUGGCUAUUUUGUCGCAUCUUAUUUUAAAUACUGUCACUCUUAGUUGCAUGUCGAACGUGGCCACUUUUAAUACAAUCAAAUAUCAAAAUAAUGUUUUCAGCUGUCACUUACCUUUUUAAAACAAUUAGUAAUCAUGCCCAGAGGCUUAAAUUGUACAAACAAAUGUUAUUUAAACUUAUUUAUUAUUUAUGGAGAAUGUGACAAAGUUAUAUCAAGCACCGUUUAUAUAUUAUCAAUUAUUUUUAUAUGAAGAAUAACAACCAGUUUUUUUCAAAUCAUGGGUUCUCUAUUUUUUCUGGUUGCCUUUAUAAACAUUGACUUCGGCACACUCUUCAAUUUUCUCCUAAUAUAGUUUGCUAGAUCUCGAUCGCGGCGGUUCCCAGUGGGACACUCAGUAUAAGGGGGUGUUGUACUAGCAGUUAGUUAUAAAUACAUUACAUACGAUAUAAGUAGAUUAGUAGAUUAGUAGAUAGUGUAGAAGAGAUAUAUUUAUAUGCAAGUUUGAAUUUGACCAUGUAAUAUAUUCAAUAAAUUCUUAGAAGAU